GAAGAACGAGGCAUGGGAGGACAUUUCUAGUAAUUUUAAUAACUCGCCUAACGUGUCACAGUGUACGAGUGUAGCAGUUAAAAAAAUGUGGCAAAAUCUAAAAACUAAGGCAAGGGACGCUAAAACGUUGGAUGCCCAAAAAAAAUGGACUGGUGGUGGGCCUGCACCUCCCGCUAUAGGAUCACAAGAUAGCCAGGUCCUUGCAAUAAUCCCCAGUGUGAUGCCUUCAAUAAAUAUAGAAAUAGACAGUGAUGUAAACCAGCCCAGUACUUCCCAAUUAGAUCAAGAAAAUGAUAAUGAUUCUAUGUAUUGGAAAAAUAAAAAGAACAGAAAUGAAAUUGAAGUUAUUGGGGAAGAGAACACACAUUCUCUCCCGGGCUGGCCACUUCAAGAGCCUGCAAAACAAAUUCCCGCUGCAGUUCUCAAGAAAACAAAAGUAGAAGAAACUGUAGAAGACUUGAAAAAAGAACUUUUAAAAAAGGAAAUAGAAAAAGUUGCUCAACAAAUACUACAUGAAAAAGAAAAACAUGAAAUCGAGCUGGAAAUUUUAAAAAUUAGAAAAGAUUUAUUAAAAAAACUAUUAAAUGAUUAAAAACUAAACUAGUAAAUCUUAUUUCAUCAAAUCACUAUUUUGAUUCUGCCAACAAAAAAUUAUGAUCAUUUAUUUAAGUAGGCAUGAUAGAAAAUACAAUUACAAAUUAUUGAUAUUACAUAAUAUCCAGUAGAAGAGCAGAUUAUUCCAUUCUGUCAUUAAGGUACAUAGUCGGGAAUUUUAUAUCUUUUCCUAAAUUAUGUCUCAAAGAUGGUGGGGUCUCAA
Papilio polytes (common Mormon) is the source of this 817-nucleotide messenger RNA. RefSeq lists its product as uncharacterized. The coding region runs from base 86 to 592 and encodes 168 amino acids. The transcript is spliced from 3 exons. The record is from RefSeq and is a predicted model, not a curated record. NCBI's taxonomy places the organism in Eukaryota, Metazoa, Arthropoda, Insecta, Lepidoptera, Papilionidae.